Molecule: messenger RNA, 865 nt
Organism: Contarinia nasturtii (swede midge)
Lineage: Eukaryota; Metazoa; Arthropoda; Insecta; Diptera; Cecidomyiidae
Exons: 2
Coding region: 142-531 (129 amino acids)
Source: RefSeq, a predicted model, not a curated record
UUUGACCACAUGUACGCGUAGUCGAGAAGAAGAAGAAGACAUAAAACUAUAAAAGUCGUUUGAGCUAUCGAAUCGCCAAUCGUGUUAUAUUAGUUCCAAUUUUAUGUACCAAAAAGAACAAAAAAGAAGAAUAGACGAAAAAUGAAGAUAUACGUGGUUGCAUUAACUUUCAUGUGUUUCUAUUGCGGAAUCAACGCAUUUCCAUCGCUAGUCACGAUGAUAAAGGAAACGGAAGUGGAUAAGUCGAAUGGCCUAAGGUAUCCCAAUGUAAGAAUUGAAAAUCGAGCAACCGGUUACAGAGCCAAGGGACGCGUAAGUUAUCCGGGAUGCAGUUCGGAUGAUUAUGAGCUACAAUAUGGUGAAAAUACUGACAUAUGGCGCGCAGGCUGUUUAAUCACACAAAUAACUGCCGUGUUGUGGAAAGGCGAGAACAAUACACGAGCGACAUCGUACAUAUCGUCUGGCACCAGCUACAGUCAAUUUGAAAUCGUACCAGUCGGAAAUGGUUUUGUGGUUCAACGCGUUAAAUAAAAAUCGGACUUUGCACAUACGAAUCGAAAAUGAAAUACUAGUCUGACGUCAUUUUUAAUUCAAAUGAAAUUAACUCCAAUUAAAUAACAUUCAAGAAAAAAAGGUUUUUUUCAAGCUGCCUUUUUUAUUGCGUCAGUCUUCAUUUUUUAUUUGGCCUAAAAAAAAAAAAACAAUUGUUUUCGGAAAAUCACACAGCCGCCAUAGUCAACUUUAUCCGCCAUGUCUCUCUGUUUUGGACAUCACUUGAUUGAAUCAGCUGUAGCGAACUGUAGAUUGUAGAAGAUGAUAAGAUUUUAAGUGAAAAUAAACACAAUGAAGUGGAAUACAUUGAAAA